AUGAUCGCCUGCCUAGGUAUAUCGGUCGUGGCUGCCCUUUUCGUAGCCGUGAUCUUCGAAGAGACACUGCUUUGCAGACCUAUAUCUCUCAAUUGGGACACAACUCCUACGGGAGGCACUUGCGGCGACGGUGAUGCUGCAUACGUCGCUACUGGAGUAGUCAAUGUCCUUACGGAUGUCCUUGUGAUCUGUUUGCCAGUUCCCCAGAUAUGGAAGCUCCAGAUGCCAGUACGGACAAAAGUCGUGCUUUCAAUCCUGUUCAGCUUUGGUCUCAUGCAAGUUACCGCAGGUGCGUCAAAGGGGCCUGUGACAAUGCUUACGUCUUACAGAAUCUGUGUCAUCACUAUUGUCCGCCUCUCAUCGAAAACAAUGUUCUACUGGACCGCCGCCGAUCCCACUUUCACAAUCUGGAAGAUCAUGAUCUGGUCGCAACUUGAACCUAAUAUUGCCAUUGUUUGUGCGUGUGUGCCUCUCUUGCGGCCAAUCUUUGGCAACUACUUCGGAAGCCAUCGAAGCAGAGGUUACAGCGGCAGCAAACAACUUUCUGGCACUGACCGGUCUGGGAAGGGCAUUCGCAUGGAUACGCCUACAAGGACCUACGAAGGUCAAGGAUUCGGUGGGUACACAAAUGCGCGCUUGAAUGUUGGAGGCGCCCAUCCUCAUGGAAGGGAUUACUCGCAUGCUACGCUAGGGGGGACAAAGGGGUAUAAUGCGAGCAGAGGCGUGCCUGGUGGACUUGGAAAUACGCGGGAUCAUAGCGCAUGCGAUCUUGAAAAGGCUCGAAAUGAGGAUUGUACGGUAGAGAAGACUUUUUGGUAG
Bacidia gigantensis is the source of this 819-nucleotide messenger RNA. RefSeq lists its product as uncharacterized. NCBI's taxonomy places the organism in Eukaryota, Fungi, Ascomycota, Lecanoromycetes, Lecanorales, Ramalinaceae. The transcript has a single exon. The record is from RefSeq and is a predicted model, not a curated record. The coding region runs from base 1 to 819 and encodes 272 amino acids.